This is a messenger RNA of Mercurialis annua (annual mercury), 1518 nucleotides long. RefSeq names its product cytochrome P450 71D445-like. The coding region runs from base 1 to 1518 and encodes 505 amino acids. NCBI's taxonomy places the organism in Eukaryota, Viridiplantae, Streptophyta, Magnoliopsida, Malpighiales, Euphorbiaceae. The transcript is spliced from 2 exons. Gene Ontology annotation, molecular function: heme binding; iron ion binding; monooxygenase activity. The record is from RefSeq and is a predicted model, not a curated record.
AUGGAAUACCAAUGCCCUUCCUUCCCAAUCUUUGUUUCUUUCAUAAUCUUCAUCUUCAUCUUAUUCAAAACACUUAAGAAAUCAAAAAUCUCAACUCGAAAUCUUCCACCAGGCCCAUGGAAGCUACCUCUAAUAGGCAACAUGCACCAAUUAGCCGGAGCCUUACCACAUCGUCGCCUAGGAACCUUAGCCAGCAAAUACGGACCUAUAAUGCGCCUUCAAUUGGGCGAAAUCACCAGCAUCGUAAUUUCUUCGCCUAAAUACGCGAAACAGGUCAUGAAAACCCAUGACAUCACCUUCGCUCAACGGCCUCAUCUCCUCGCUACGACAGUCGCAACUUAUAAUUACACAGACAUUGCAUUUGCGCCGUACGGGGAUUAUUGGAGACAAAUGCGAAAAAUUUGCACGCUGGAACUGCUAACCGCAAAACGCGUACAGUCGUUUCGAUCAAUUAGGGAAGAAGAAGUUUCGAAACUUAUGAGAUCUUUGUCUUCGAAUGCUGGAUCAGCAAUCAAUUUCAGCAAUAUGAUCAAUGCAGUGACGUAUAGUAUCAUUUCGAGAGCAGCAUGCAGUAAGAUAUGGAAGGGAGGAGAUGUAUUCAUACCUACUAUGAAGAAAUUUAUAGUUGCUGCAGGAGGUUUUAGCCUUUUUGACGUGUAUCCUUCCGUUCCGGCGCUUCAUUGGUUCGAUGGAACGAAAUCGAGAUUAGAGAAAGCUCAAAAAUUAAUAGAUAAAUUAUUUCAAAAUAUCAUUGAUGAGCAUAGAACUGAAAGGGCAGCAAGAAAAUCUGGUGGUAAGGAUGAAGAAGAUUUGGUGGAUGUUCUUUUGAAUUUUCAAGAGCAUGGAAACCUUGAAAUUCCUUUAACAGACGACAACAUCAAAGCAGUUAUCCUGGAUGUUUUUUCCGGCGGUAGCGAGACAUCAUCAACAACAGUAGAAUGGAUAAUGUCUGAGCUUUUGAAAGAUCCAAGAGUGAUGGAAAAGGCACAACAAGAGGUAAGAAAAGUCUUCAGGAAAGAAGGAAAUGUAGACGAAUCACGCAUUCAUGAACUCAACUACUUGAAAUUAGUAAUCAAAGAAACUCUAAGAUUACACCCUCCUCUUCCAUUAGUACUUCCAAGAGAAUGUAGAGAGAGUUGUGUGAUUAACGAUUACGACAUUCCGGUUAAUUCAAAAAUAAUUGUGAAUGCGUGGGCAAUCGGAAGAGAUCCAAAUUACUGGAAAGAAGCUGAGAAAUUCUAUCCAGAAAGAUUUCAAGAUUCUCCAAUUGAUAUUAAGGGAACUGAUUAUGAAUUUCUUCCAUUUGGUGCUGGAAGAAGGAUUUGUCCAGGGAUAUUGUUUGGUAUGAGCAAUGUUGAGUUUCCAUUUGCACAAUUGCUUUACCAUUUUGACUGGAAGUUACCUGAUGGAGUGAAACCGGAAACUUUUGACAUGGCUGAAGAUUUUGGCGUUGUAGUGAAGAGGAAAAAUGAUCUUUACUCAAUUGCUACGCCAUACAUUCCUCAACUUGCCGAGUAA